GUGAACGGGAGCAUUUGAUAUAAAAAGUCAAGCUUCCAGGAUCCUGCAGUCACUCCAACUCCAAGUUACUAUCUGGCCGGUUGUGUGCUCCGAGGACACCGACGCACAAGGAAUCUACUCUACCUUCAGACAUGUUGCUGUUUGUGAUCAGCUUUGCCGCUUUAGUUUGCACCAUCGCUGCACGGCCUCCACUCGGCUACCUGGAGAAUCAGUUCACCGCCGAGUCAGGGGAAGUACGCUCAGCUGCAAUCAAGAGACUUCUGGAAGUUUUUGGGAUGGAUGAUCCUCCUGCUAUGCAUGGACACAAACAGCCACCUCAGUACAUGCUCGAUCUGUACAACACUGUUGCUGAUGUGGACGGUGUGACAAAGGACCCGUAUCUGCUGGAGGGGAAUACUGUGCGCAGCUUCUUUGACAAAUUGCGCAGUGAACAGGUGGAGUUCAGGUUCAAUUUGUCCACGGUUGCAAGAACUGAGAAGAUUCUCACUGCAGAGCUGCAUCUGUUCAAGCUGAGACCUCAGGCUACACUGACAUUCAACAGACACCAUUUCUGCCAGGUUAGUGUUUAUCAGCUGCUUGACACCAGCAAAAACAACAACACACAGGAGAAGAAGCUGCUGUCCUCUAGACUGAUUCCAAUCCACUCUACUGGCUGGGAAGUGUUCACCAUUACACAAGCAGUCCGCUCCUGGAUGAGCGAUGAACGCAGUAACCUGGGGCUCCAUGUGGUGGUUCAGACUCUUGGAGGAAGUCAGAUGGAUCUGAAGCUGAUCCGCUUCGCUUCAGGACGCAACCAUCACCAGAGCAAACAGCCCAUGUUGGUCCUCUUCACGGACGAUGGCAGCCGCUCCACUACUCUAGAAAACACUGACCCGAACGAUACAGAAGUCAGCUCCGACCUGCCCUCAGCCCCCAUGUCAGGCCCUCCCCCCCGCAUCGCCCGCUCCCUGGACUACAGCGAGGAGGACCGUGCCUCUUCGCCCUGCCAGCGCCAGCCCCUCUACGUCGACUUUGAGGAGAUCGGCUGGUCGGGUUGGAUCGUGUCUCCUCGCGGCUACAACGCCUACCACUGCAAAGGCUCCUGCCCCUUCCCCCUGGGUCAGAACAUGAGGCCCACCAACCACGCCACCGUCCAGUCCAUCAUCAACGCUCUGAAGCUGAUCAAAGGCAUCGAUACACCCUGCUGCGUCCCCGACAAGCUCUUCUCCAUCAACUUGCUUUACUUUGAUGAUGCAGAGAAUGUGGUGUUGAAACAGUAUAAUGACAUGGUGGCAGGAAGCUGCGGCUGCCACUGACACAUCAGGGUCAGGCUGUACAUACAAAAUACAAUGUAAAUCAGGGUUUGAUGCAUGAAUAGCCAGCUGCCCUUUAACACUUAGUUGCAUCUAAUGAGUAAUGUGCAUAGUCCCAGAUGUGGUGUUGUAAUAUAUGUAAAUAUUCUUAAAUUAUAAUAUAUGGCAGUGAUGGAAGUGAUAUCCUGUGAAAGAUGUGUAUAUUUUCUGUUUUCUGUUGUGAUUUGUUCCACAGUCAGAAUAAAUGGUGUAAACAAAUA
Gymnodraco acuticeps is the source of this 1552-nucleotide messenger RNA. RefSeq names its product anti-dorsalizing morphogenic protein (gene admp). NCBI's taxonomy places the organism in Eukaryota, Metazoa, Chordata, Actinopteri, Perciformes, Bathydraconidae. The coding region runs from base 132 to 1295 and encodes 387 amino acids. Gene Ontology annotation, cellular component: extracellular region. The record is from RefSeq and is a predicted model, not a curated record. Gene Ontology annotation, molecular function: cytokine activity; growth factor activity. The transcript is spliced from 5 exons. Gene Ontology annotation, biological process: SMAD protein signal transduction.